This is a messenger RNA of Linum tenue, 703 nucleotides long. NCBI's taxonomy places the organism in Eukaryota, Viridiplantae, Streptophyta, Magnoliopsida, Malpighiales, Linaceae. The record is from the annotation of a GenBank genome assembly.
GGGGUUUUUGCAGUCCACUUUUGGGCUCCAACGUUCAAAUGGGGGAUCACCGUUGCAAAUAUUGCCGACUUCGUUAAACCUCCUGAGAAACUUUCGUAUCCUCAGCAGAUAGCUGUAACAUGUACUGGAAUCAUAUGGUCUCGCUACAGCACAGUUAUCACUCCGCGGAUUAUAACUUCGUCUGCAUUGGAUUGAUUUGCGUUGAAAGUAAGCUUAAGCAGCGGAAGUUUUCAGUAUGCUUCAUUGCUUCCCAGAAAGCAAAGACAUGAUUCUAAACCAAACAGCAUUAACAUGGUUUUGUUUUGGCCGAUAGAGUGUUAGUUUUGUUAUUGAGUUGUUUUAGCUAUACUCGGUCUGUAAAACCACCGUCUUAAUAGUUGGUACUUUCUUCAUCAUCUCACAAUUCUUCUGUAUUUUCAGAAAAACUGGAAUCUGUUUAGCGUAAAUGUGGCAAUGGCUGGAACAGGCAUAUAUCAGCUGUCGCGUAAAUUACGGCAUGAUUACUUUUCUGAAGCCGAGCCUUCCCUUGCUGAAGAAUAACGAUGAAACUUGGCCAUGUUUGGCUGUGCAGGCUCAGGCCCAUGAUGUUCUGUUAUUGGUUGUGUACCAAAGAUAUCGAACUCUGUAAUUUAUUUUUCCAGUUUAAAAGUGGGUUGCAAAGUUUAAUAAGUUCUUGUGUGGUGUUUUGAGAACAUCAAUCUUC